CAGUUGAAUUGACACUUGACAGUUUGUAAAAAAAAUCAAUUUAAAUUCAAAACAGGGUCCAAAGGUUUUUGUAAACUUUUUUAUUUUUAGAUUCUACUUUCUACAUAUUUUAAUAUAAAAUAAUGUUAAGCUUACUGUGUAGAACAGCUAAUACAAUAGCUAAAAACAAUCACCAUUCAAGAUGUAUAGCCUCUCUUUCUGCACUUCCUGAAACGUACCAGAUGUUGUAUAAAACCUGUAGAGAUUUCGCAGAGCAGGAACUUAAGCCAAAUGCCGCGAACUUUGACCGAAACCACCUAUACCCUGCUGAUGCUAUUAAGAAAAUGGGUGAACUCGGUCUUAUGGCAAUAGCUACUCCUGAAGAAUUCGGAGGAACUGGACUCGAUUAUUUAGCUUAUGCCAUAGCAUUGGAGGAAAUUUCUAGAGGUUGUGCCUCAGCUGGGGUCAUCAUGUCAGUCAAUAAUUCACUUUACUUGGGACCUGUAAAUCACUGGGGCACUGAAAAACAAAAGAAAGACUUUGUGACACCUUUUUGCACUGGAGACCAAGUUGGGUGUUUUGCACUCUCGGAACCAGGAAAUGGAUCAGAUGCAGGUGCUGCGUCAACUACUGCAAAGAUUAGCGGUGACAAAUGGGUUCUUAAUGGCACCAAAUGUUGGAUUACUAAUGGCUAUGAAAGCAAAGCCACAGUUGUGUUUGCCACUACAGACAAAAGCCUAAAACACAAGGGCAUCUCUGCAUUCCUUCUUCCUAAACCUAUAAAGGGGUUGGAACUUGGUAAGAAAGAAGAUAAAUUAGGUAUCAGAGGAUCCUCUACCUGCUCCCUCAUAUUUGAGGACUGUGAGAUUCCCAAAGAUGCCAUUUUGGGUGAACCUGGUCUUGGUUUUAAAAUUGCUAUGAUGACAUUAGACGCAGGUAGAAUUGGUAUUGCAUCUCAAGCAUUAGGUAUAGCACAGGCAUCUUUAGAUGUGGCAGUUGAGUAUGCAUCCAAAAGAAUGGCAUUCGGCAAGCCUAUAAUGAAACUACAAGCGAUACAAAACAAACUGGCAGACAUGGCAGUGCAACUUGAAUCAGCCAGGCUUCUCACAUGGCGUGCUGCAUGGCUCAAAGACAACAAAAAGCCUUUUACCAAAGAGGCAGCAAUGGCUAAACUAGCAGCAUCUGAAGCGGCUACAUUUUUAUCACAUCAAUGUAUACAGAUUCUUGGUGGCAUGGGCUAUGUGUCAGACAUGCCUGCAGAAAGACACUAUCGAGAUGCUAGAAUUACAGAGAUUUAUGAAGGCACUUCAGAAAUACAGAGAUUAGUAAUUGCUGGGCAAAUCAUUAAAGAAUAUGGUGUAUAAUUCUGAAUAUUUGCUGUAUUAUAACAUAGACUGAUUUUAUAUGUUACUUAAGCUCAAAAUGUAAGAAAAAUAAUUAUUAUUCUGUACUGUAUUUACUGUAUGUACUGUAUUUUUAUACCUACUCAUAUACCUAUGCACAUAUAAUAGGCUCCAAAAGUACUGAACUGAUUUUAAAAAUUCUUUCACUGUUGGGAAGCUACAAUAUCUUUGAGUGGCAUAGGCUAUAUUUAAUCCCCAUAUUCUUUCUGGAAAGGUAACUAUGAGGGUUAAACCACAUGGCAUCUGCUAGUGUAUAAGAAAACAAUAGAUAUUUACAUUAAAUAUAAUCAAAAAUUAAGAAAUAUCAGUCACAAUUUUCCCUUCCUAAAAAUCUAGCUGAGUAAUUCAUCCAUACUAAUAAUAUAAAUGUGAAAGUGUGUGUCUGUUUGUUUGUCCGUCUUUCACGGCAAAACAGAGCGAUGAAUUGAAAUUUUUGAAGUGGAGAUAGUUGAAAGGAUGGAGAGUCACAUAAGCUACUUUUUGUCUCUUUCUAACCUCCAACUUCCCUAAAAUGGAGGGUGAAAGUUUGUAUAGAGCAUUCUGCAAUUUUCUAGGUAAAAAUUGGUAUGCAGACUAUUUGUGACAAAAAACACAUGCAUCAUUUUUUUUUUGAUAAUCCGCUCCCAACCCCUUAAUAGAGGUGAAAUGAGGUGUAGAAGUAGCAUUACAGGAUAGGGUAGGGUGGGAGUAGGGAAGGGUAAAAAAGAAACGAAUAUUACUCCAAACAAAGCUUGACCGGGUCUGAUGGGUCUGAUAGUAUUAUAUAAAAUUGAUAUAAAUCACAUGCUUAUUUUCGUAUAUAUAUAGUUAUUUAAUUCUACUCACUAAAUGUUAUUUUCUGAAAGUAAGUACCAAAUAAAACAAUAACUGUAGCCUGAAAUGUGGAAUAUAUUUUAAAAUAACUGUUAAAAAUAAACAUUAACAAUUUUUUAUAUGUAUUUCCUGUGAUAUAAUUAAAAGUUUAUCUAUUGUCAUAAACAUUGUAAAAUAAAUGCUAUAAAAAAUGGAA
Molecule: messenger RNA, 2391 nt
Organism: Bicyclus anynana (squinting bush brown)
Lineage: Eukaryota; Metazoa; Arthropoda; Insecta; Lepidoptera; Nymphalidae
Gene: Arc42
Product: short-chain specific acyl-CoA dehydrogenase, mitochondrial
Exons: 5
Coding region: 123-1343 (406 amino acids)
Biological process (GO): fatty acid beta-oxidation using acyl-CoA dehydrogenase; butyrate catabolic process
Cellular component (GO): mitochondrion
Molecular function (GO): flavin adenine dinucleotide binding
Source: RefSeq, a predicted model, not a curated record